AUGGAAUCGAAUGUUAAUGUUUCUGAAUCAAAAAUGGAUAGCAAAAAGUUUGAUUUUCCCCCGGGUUUUCGAUUCCACCCGACCGACGUAGAGCUCAUAAAUCAUUAUCUUGUCAAGAAGGUUCAUGACAAUAGCUUCUCUGCUAUAGCUAUUGCUGAAGUCGAUAUGAAUAAGUGCGAACCAUGGGAUUUGCCAGAAUUGGCAAAAAUGGGAGAAACGGAGUGGUACUAUUUCUGUGUGAGGGACAAAAAAUAUUCGACUGGUCAAAGAACAAAUAGAGCCACUACUGCUGGUUAUUGGAAGGCCACAGGAAGAGAUAAAGAGAUUUUUGACAAAAAUUUAUUGAUUGGAAUGAAGAAAGCAUUGGUUUUCUAUGAAGGAAGAGCUCCAAGUGGUGUAAAAACUAGUUGGAUCAUGCAUGAAUAUAGAUUGGAGGGUAACACACUUUCUAAGGAUAUUUUAUCAGAGAGAGGAACGGGUGAAUGGGUUAUCAGUAGAAUCUAUAAGAAGGAAAGUUCUGAAAAGAAAAUGUGUGGUCCAAAACAUGGAAAGUUUAACUCCUCUAUAGAAGAACCAUCAAAUACUAAUGAAUCUAAUUUGAUGGAUUCGUCUCCAUACACUAAUGGUGAGUUCUCUUAUGUGAUCAACUCAUUCACCAUUCCAAAUCAAACACAGGACAACAAUAUUGUUGGCAACAAUGAAGCUAGUAUCAUGAACAUUUCAACCUCUUCAAAACAAAUUGGAGAUUACCCUUUUGUUGAAGAAACACAAAACCAUUUCGUGUCUCAAGAACAAUCUAUGAUGAGCAUGCAACUGGAGAAUGAAAAUUAUGGAUCAAGUUCAAAGCAAAGUCUUCAACAUGAGUUUUCUUUUGGGAGAGAUCUUGAUGCUGAUAUCUCAUCAGUUGUAUAUGGAGAUGACAUGUUUUCAACAUGGUAUGGAAAUCAAGAAUUGCUACCUGAUUUUCCUGCUCCUGCUCCUGUGGUCAAUGAUAGCUUGUGGAAUUACUAA
Molecule: messenger RNA, 1011 nt
Organism: Lathyrus sativus (Indian pea)
Lineage: Eukaryota; Viridiplantae; Streptophyta; Magnoliopsida; Fabales; Fabaceae
Source: the annotation of a GenBank genome assembly